AUGGAGGCCGGGAUCCUGGGUCAAAUCCUCGCCGCCUGUCGGCGGGCCGAGGACCUCGGCAGGGCCGUCCUUCUCGCCGACGACCCCGGCUACCUCCUCGCCGCCGACCCUGGCUACCUCCUCAUCUCCUGCGAUGAGCUCGCCGCCUCCUUCCAACAAGCCGCCGCUGCGCUCCGAUCCCGAAUGCUCCUCCCAGAGGUGCCCCAGCCGGAGGAGCAGCAGCGCAGCUCCAUCGGCCCUUUGGCCAUUCCCCCGCACGCGGAGCUGCUGCCGGAGCUACCCGCCGGGCCGUCAGGGAUCCGAACGCCGAGGAAGAGGAAGGAGGGGAGGUUGACGUUGAGAACUCCGGCUCCGGUGACUGGAAAAGUCGACGUUCCACCGGAAGAUGGAUACACUUGGAGGAAGUACGGCCGAAAGGCUAUUCUGCAUUCCAAGUUUCUAAGGAGCUACUACCGGUGCACCCACAAGAUUUGCGAGGCCAAGAAGAAAGUGCAGCAGAUCGACGAAAACCCCUUCAUCCUCGAAAUCACAUACGAAGGCGAACACACUUGCCAGACCUCCACUACACCGCUCCUCAUCCCCCCAAUCACCGUCGCAGUCGCCGCCGCCGGAGAAAACAGAGACCCCGGCGCCGGCGGCGAUAGCGCCUCGCCCCUGUUCCAGGCAGGGACGUCGUCGGCGUCGCAACCGAAAACUGAUAACUGGCUUGGCGACGAAGCGCAGGGAACGGCGGCGGGGACGGGCGGCGGCGACGGCGGCGGGGACGUGGAUGAUUGGUUGGCGGAUCUCACCGACACCAUGUUUAAUUUUUCCGGAAGCAGCGACAGCUGCAUGGACUCCAUCUUCCCGCCGAGGCCGGGGAACUAAUCGAUCUAAAUGAUCAACAACUAGUUAAUUAGA
This is a messenger RNA of Zingiber officinale, 900 nucleotides long. Its product is annotated as transcription factor WRKY19-like. The record is from RefSeq and is a predicted model, not a curated record. Bases 1 to 867 code for a protein of 288 amino acids. The transcript has 3 exons. Gene Ontology annotation, biological process: regulation of DNA-templated transcription. Gene Ontology annotation, molecular function: DNA-binding transcription factor activity; sequence-specific DNA binding. Lineage: Eukaryota; Viridiplantae; Streptophyta; Magnoliopsida; Zingiberales; Zingiberaceae.